AUGCCGCGGCCUGGGCGGAACACGUACAGCGACCAGAAGCCGCCGUACUCGUACAUCUCGCUCACCGCCAUGGCCAUCCAGAGCUGUCCCGAGAAGAUGCUGCCUCUUAGUGACAUCUACAAGUUUAUCAUGGAGCGCUUCCCGUACUACCGCGAGAACACUCAGCGCUGGCAGAACUCUUUACGUCAUAACUUAUCUUUUAACGACUGCUUCAUCAAGAUCCCGCGGCGGCCGGACCAGCCCGGGAAAGGGAGCUUCUGGGCGCUGCACCCGAGCUGCGGGGACAUGUUUGAGAACGGCAGCUUCCUGCGCCGCCGUAAGCGCUUCAAAGUGUGCGGUGCGCACGCAGCAGACUCUCUGGCUCCAAGUAAGACGCAAGAAGCGGCGCACUACCUGCACGCACAGGCCAAGCUGCGGCUGAGCGCGCUGCAUGCAGCCGCGCACUUGCCGCAGAUGGCGGGAUACAUGUCCCAUGUGCCACCGCCCUCCGGCUUCAAACAUCCUUUUGCCAUCGAAAGCAUCAUCGCACGAGACUACAAGGUCCUGCCCCCCCCGCUGCCCUCCUGGACCCACGUGUACGACCCUGCUACUGCCGUAUCCAUGGCGACCAGUGACUACUCCCCGUACGGCAUGCCGCUCAAAGCGCUGUGCCCGGGCGGACAGACUCUGCCCGCGGUCCCGGUGCCCAUCAAGGCCACACCGGGGCUCCCGGGGCUGCACGCACACCUGCCCUUCCUCGCGCACUCCCCGCAGUCUCUGAGCCCUACGGCCCCGCACUCAGGCCUCACGCACAGCCCCGGGGCCCCGCAGGACGCACUUUGCUCCGGGGCCUCCAGCGCAUUGCAGCCAGUGGUGGCCGUGCACUGA
Messenger RNA from Knipowitschia caucasica, 867 nucleotides. The record is from the annotation of a GenBank genome assembly. NCBI's taxonomy places the organism in Eukaryota, Metazoa, Chordata, Actinopteri, Gobiiformes, Gobiidae.